GAGUUAUAUUCUUCCAGCGGUUCCGUUCUAAUCCGCCUCUCUCUCCGCCGGUUCCCCCAUUUCCUUUCCUCCUUCCCGUUCGAAUCGAUGGCUCGCGUCUUCUCCCACCUUCGAAUUCGCGAUGCCUUCCCUUUCAACCGCCUCAUCGCCGUCCGAGAACGCUCUCACGCGCGGAUCAUUGAGAUCGACCUCGCCGCCGAGGCUGACGCCGGUGAGGGCGAAGGCGAGGGCGAGGUUGAUGUCGACGUCCUCAGCCUCCGACGCCUUGAGGAUGCUGUUCGCGCGAUCUCUGUACGAAGGGCGGCUCCGGAUUGGCUCCCUUUCGUUCCGGGAUCCUCCUAUUGGUUUCCCCCGCCCAGACGGGCCGGCGGAGUGGUGGAUGUGGUGAAAAAGCUAGCGAAUCCUCUGACGGAGGAGGAGAGCAUGUCCCUGACAACUGUCCGCGGGUGGCCUUCUUCGGCUUACUUCGUUGACGGUGUCUCUCCGCGUUCUGUAAAGAAGAAUAUGAAGAAGGCAUCAGCACAGUCAGAUGAUGAAGAUUGAUUAGUCUCUUCUGAUGGACGGAGCUGGGCUUGAUUCACGCCUUGUAAAUAAUUUAGCUGUUGUGCCCUGCAAUCCAAGGGAUGUAAAUAGGCGAAGCAUACAUCACCUGUGCAAUUUGUUUUCGUUUUCCCUUUAAUCUUGUUGCAACUUAUCGAUGUAUGUGCUACUGGUUCUACUAUGAGUGCUAUUUUAGAAAGCCAGUAACCUUUAGCUUCUCUCACAAAAAACUCUUCUCGUUAAACUUAA
Messenger RNA from Zingiber officinale, 789 nucleotides. RefSeq lists its product as uncharacterized. Lineage: Eukaryota; Viridiplantae; Streptophyta; Magnoliopsida; Zingiberales; Zingiberaceae. The record is from RefSeq and is a predicted model, not a curated record. The transcript is spliced from 3 exons. The coding region runs from base 88 to 543 and encodes 151 amino acids.